This is a messenger RNA of Aspergillus calidoustus, 888 nucleotides long. NCBI's taxonomy places the organism in Eukaryota, Fungi, Ascomycota, Eurotiomycetes, Eurotiales, Aspergillaceae. The record is from the annotation of a GenBank genome assembly.
AUGGCCGCCGAACACAGCAACGAGCACUUUAGGCUCGAGAAUCUGUUUAAUGUCAAGGGGAAGGUCGCCCUCGUCACCGGCGGCGGCUCCGGCAUCGGGCUGAUGGCCACGCAGGCCCUGGCCAAAAACGGCGCAAAAGUAUACAUAACCGGCCGAACACAAGACAAACUCGACCGCGUCGCCAAACUCUACAGCAAGAACAUCGAGGGACAAAUCAUCCCCUUGGCCGCCGACAUCACCCAAAAGGAAUCGAUCCAGAAACUCGCUUCCGAGCUCUCCUCGCGCGAGAGCGCCCUGCACAUCCUCAUCAAUAACGCGGGCGUCAGCAGCGCAACGCAGACGGUCGAGCACGAGGAUCCCGAGGAGCUGCGCAAGGCGCUCUUUGAGGAUCCCUCGAGUAACAUGGAGGAGUGGGAUAAGACGUACCGGACGAAUGUGGUGCAGUGCUUCUUCACGACAACAGCCUUCCUCCCGCUCUUGCAAAAGGGGACGGAUGAGCAGCGCGGGUGGUCGAGCACCGUCAUCAACAUCUCAUCGAUUAGCGGUAUCGUCAAGAUCAGCCAGCACCACUUUGCGUACAACGCCAGCAAGGCGGCGACGAUUCACUUGACCAAGAUGCUUGCCCAGGAGAUUGCGAGCUCGAAUCUCAAGAUCCGUGUUAAUAACAUUGCGCCUGGUGUCUUUCCCAGUGAGAUGACGGCGGGUGAGAGCGAUGAGAAGCAGAAGAGUGCGCUCCCGAAGGAAAAGUAUGAGAAGAUUCCGGCAAGGAGGCCUGGAAAGGACGAGGAUAUGGCCGGGGCGGUGCUCUUUACUGCGACGAACCAGUAUCUGAAUGGGCAGACGAUUGUUGUUGAUGGGGGGUAUGUCCUGUCGACGGGGACGCUCUAG